CUUUUAGGAGCUGAAUUUGAAGAUGAAGCUUCUUCUAGUGAAGAAGAAGAUAAUAUAAUUUUACAAACUGUUUUAAUACAAAGGUUAAACAUAAGAUAUUUAAACCUCCGAAUAUACCAUGUAGCUAAAUCAAAAGACUGGUGGCAAAAUAUUCUUCCACUUUAUGAUCCUAUUCGAUUCAAAAAACUUUUGCGAAUGUUUCCACAUCAUUUUCAACAAUUAGCUGAUCUUAUAUGCCUUCAUCCUGUAUUUUUAUCUCAAGGAAAUAAACCUCAAAUUUGUGUUGAACUUCAAUUAGCUGUAUUUCUUUGUCGACUUGGUUCUACCGGAAGUUUGUUUGAAGUUUGUUCACGAUUUGAAAUAGAAGAAGGAACAGUAAUUCUUUAUACUAAACGAGUUAUUCAAGCAAUUGUAGCACAAAAAGAAACUUUUGUCAAGUGGCCUACUUUGGAAGAGCGUAAAAAAGUUCAUAAAGGGUUUGAAGAUUUAGGAGGGAUAAAAAAUAUAAUUGGAGCAGUUGAUGGAACACAUAUUCUUAUGAAAAAUGCUCCAAACAAAGAUCCAGAAGUUUAUUUUACUCGAAAAAAACGUUAUGCUAUUCAUUGUCAAGGUAUUGUAAAUGACAGAGGGAUUUUUACUAGUUUUGAUGUAGGUUGGCCUGCUUCAGUACAUGAUGCUCGA
Funneliformis geosporum is the source of this 681-nucleotide messenger RNA. The record is from the annotation of a GenBank genome assembly. NCBI's taxonomy places the organism in Eukaryota, Fungi, Glomeromycota, Glomeromycetes, Glomerales, Glomeraceae.